CGCUGACGAACUUCCUCAAACACCAGAGCGACACGAGCGGGGCGAAGAAUAAGAAGAGAGCGGAGAACGUUUAUUUAUUUUAAUGUUGAUGUCGGUGACGUAACGGGAAGAGGCGGAGCCUGCAGCUGGACAGCAGGGAAGGGAAGAUGACAGCGCGUCAGUGACGCAUGGCUCCGCGCCGAAAGAUGCUCAUCACGCUGUGUUACAUCUAUCUGUGGCUGCGCUUCCAGAGAUACUACACCUCCGCGAUCCGCAGCGCGUUACACCGCCUCACAGGCCAGAGCAGCUUCACCUUCUGCGCGCUGAGAGCCGCGCCGCGCCGCGACGAAGCGCUCUUCCUCAGGCGAGGAGACCGAGUCCUGUACAUCACCGAGCCGCAGGCGUGUGAGGACCUCAGUAAGUGGACUCUGUUGGGCUCUUCGCUGGUUUGUGGUCAGCGUCUGGAAAGCAUUGCCUUCAUCAUAGAAGCCACAUCAAGACAGAAAGUUCCCGUGUCUCUACACAGAACCAAUGAGAAGGUGCUGAACUGGUCUGAUUACUGUCUUCCGCUGGCGUACCGUCCAGGCCAGCCGUACCGAGCCGUCGCUGAGACCAGUCUGGAGAACUUCAGCCGCCUCGGCGUGGCGUUUCUGGAGGAUCGUCUGCUGAUGGAAGAUGGGCUCGUACCUGAGAAGAUAGUGUCCGUGUCACUCGGAGAGACGGCGCUCGAGGGCCUGUUUGAGCAGGACGCCAGCAAGAGGAUAGAAGCUGAGUCCCGAGACUCUCCAGAGCUCUGCAGGAGGAGCAGCCUUCAUCAGCCGGAGCUCCUCUCUGAACACCAGCACCUGCAUCUCUCCAGCUGUCACGAGUGUCUGGAGCUGGAGAACAGCACCAUCCUGUCGGUCAAGUUCGCCUCGGCCGAGAACAUCCCGGAUCUGCCCGACGACUACACCGCCGCCGGCACCGAUGACGAAGAGGAGGAGGAAGAGGAGGAGCAGCGCCGGAGGAGCGGAGGCAAGCCUCCCAACCUGCUGGUGUUCACGGGCGGCUGUGAGCAGCGCUUCCAGGAGAUCCGCUCGCUCCUGCAGAACUGUGUGGACACGGACACCUGCGCCGUCUACCACCUGAGCCCUCGGCAGGCUCUGAGCGAGCCCUGGCUGGACAACACCCUGCUGCUGGUGCUGGCCACGGACGAGACGCUGGCCCCGGACCUUCAGCUACGCUUCCUGAGCUUCCUGAGCCGCGGCGGGAGGCUGCUGGGCCUGAGCUGCUCUCUGUGUCCUGCCGGACUCUCGCUGCGGCCCUCGCAGGCCCCGGCCGACCGCGUCUGCUCCCUCAGCUUCACCCGGGCGGACUGCAGCGAGCUCCAGCUGAGCGUUCUGUCCAGCGGCAGCGUGAACGAGCGGGACGGAGCCGGUGGAGGUCAGGUGGAGCUCUGGGGUCAGACUGGAGCGCAGGAGAUGGCCAUCGUGCGCGUGACUCACGGAGACGACAGCGGGGAGGCCGUCCUGUGCCAGGUGCGUUUGGAAACGUCUCCGGACGCUGAAGGCUCCGCCGGAUCUUCGGAGCUGAAGAGGAGCGACGCUCGGCGCUAUGAGGUUCUGACGGAGAUCUUGACAUCUCUGGGUGUGUGCUGUGAGCUGAGACCGCUGCCUGAGCCCAGCCCCGUCUACCUGCUCCACACACACACGGAGCAGGCGGGCUGGUUUCUUCUCUGGCUGAGGGCUCAGACUCUGGUCUCUGGUGGAGUCCUGCGGAGCGGGGCUGGAGCUCUGAGGGUGGUGUGGUCAGGAGAAGCUCCUCUGGGUGUGUGUGAGGGUGAGCGGGUGUUAGUCACCGAACCGCCCCAGAGCUUCUCGGAGCACUUCUGUCUGCAGACAUACACUCAGCACCUUCAGACGCAGCGUCUCGGCCGGACCGUGCUCUACGCAGACGUCACCUGCAGCACCACGAGUCUGCUGAACGGGUUGAUGCCGCCGCAGGAAGUUGGGUUAAUCGCCAUAGCAGCACGUCAGACGCAGGGCAAAGGCCGCGGGGGAAAUGCCUGGCUGAGUCCUCUGGGAUGUGCCAUGUUCACUCUGCACCUGCAGCUUCCUGUGACCUCACGCCUCGGACAGAGAAUACCCUUCCUGCAGCACCUCGCCGCCCUCGCCGUCGUGGAGUCAGUGAGAACACUGCCUGGAUACCAGGACGUGGACCUGCGUCUGAAGUGGCCCAAUGACAUCUACUACAGCAACCUUCUGAAGCUCGGCGGGGUUCUGGUCAACUCCAGCGUCACGGGCCAGACCUUCAGCCUUCUGAUCGGCUGCGGCUUCAACGUGAGCAACAGCAGCCCGACCGUGUGCAUCAACGACCUGCUUCGGCAGCACCGGCUGGACCCGCUCACUCCGGCGCAGCUCAUCGCUCGCUCCGUCACGCUGCUGGAGCGCUACGUGUCCGAGUUCCAGCUGCGCGGCCCGCAGGCGCUGCUCACGCUCUACUACAGCAGAUGGGUGCACGGCGGCACUCGUGUGCGUCUCUGGAGUGAGGACGGGCCCGAGGCCGAGGUCCUGGGUCUGGAUGAGAACGGCUUCCUGCAGGUGAGGGCCGGAGAUGGGAGCGUCGUCUCUGUGCAGCCGGACGGAAACUCCUUCGACAUGCUGAGGAACCUGGUGGUGACCAAAACCAGCUGAGCCUCACCUUCACCACCACCACUCACAUCAGCUCAUUAGACCUCACCCAGCAACACAUCGUCGUCUCUUUCAGAACUGUUACCUCGUUUCAGCCGAUGUUCAGACUGCAUGAUACUGUUCAGAGUUGAGCAGAACAUCUUGAGAAGUGGCUUUGAAUCUCUCAUGUUAAUGAGGUAUAUAGACCAUUUUAAUUUGACUGAAGUGAAACAGCUGGGAUGUUAACAGGCUUUAAUAGAAGCAAUAUAAGUCAGGUACAUCUGAAAAUAUUCAGUUGAAAUCAUUGUUUGGAAGACUUGCAGUUCUUCCCAUUAAAGUUUCUCAUGUGAGGAACACACCGAUUGGUUUUGCAGUUUUACACACGCUGGUUUUACAGACAAGGCCAUUGGCCUUUUCUCAUGGAGUUAGAUAGUAAUCCAUUAGCUCUGUUUAACCAACACUGGACUCCCUCAGAGAAAUGUGACUGACGCUCAUUAAAACUUGUGGUUUUGUCUGUAUUUUGAUUUUCUUUUGUUGCACGCUCGAUUUUGAGGUGAUUUUGUAUAUUCGUAUCAUAUCGGUAUGACUAAAUAUUUUGUAAUGAUUCAUGAUUUGUAAACAGAUAAAGAUGAUCUCUUUUAAAGAAAACAUUCCUGAGUUGUAGAAAAUGAAAUAAAAUGAUUGACUGAU
Messenger RNA from Puntigrus tetrazona (Sumatra barb), 3317 nucleotides. It is a transcript of the gene hlcs, whose product is annotated as holocarboxylase synthetase (biotin-(proprionyl-CoA-carboxylase (ATP-hydrolysing)) ligase). NCBI's taxonomy places the organism in Eukaryota, Metazoa, Chordata, Actinopteri, Cypriniformes, Cyprinidae. Gene Ontology annotation, cellular component: cytoplasm. Gene Ontology annotation, molecular function: biotin--[biotin carboxyl-carrier protein] ligase activity. Gene Ontology annotation, biological process: protein modification process. Bases 168 to 2651 code for a protein of 827 amino acids. The record is from RefSeq and is a predicted model, not a curated record. The transcript is spliced from 11 exons.